Messenger RNA from Panicum virgatum (switchgrass), 2090 nucleotides. RefSeq lists its product as uncharacterized. Gene Ontology annotation, molecular function: protein binding. NCBI's taxonomy places the organism in Eukaryota, Viridiplantae, Streptophyta, Magnoliopsida, Poales, Poaceae. The transcript has 2 exons. The record is from RefSeq and is a predicted model, not a curated record. Bases 170 to 664 code for a protein of 164 amino acids.
CGUAGCCCACUUGACCGCUUUCCUUUUCCUUCGCGGCGCAGCUGCGCAGUGCUGGCCAUUGCAAGCUUUGGGAAGAAGAGUGGCCGCCGCACCGAGAGGGGGUGGGGAAGACGAAGGGGGAAGGUUUGUGCCAAGUGGGGAGCGCGCGGCCGGGCCGCGGCGACUAGCAAUGGCGCUCGAAUCGGGAGGCGACGACAGCGCCAGAGCGAAGAGGCGGCGGGUGGACGAGCAGGGGGAGCAGCGCCAGGAGAUGGCAGCGGGGCGGGAGGCGGCCCCGGUGGUCCGCAUCUCGGCGCUGCCGGACGACCUGCGGAGGCGGAUCCUGACCCGCCUCCCGCUCAAGGACGCCAUCCGCUCGGGGGCGCACGCGCAGGAGUGGCGCGCCAUCCACCUCCUCCCCGGCGACAACCCGACGAAAGCGCUCCGCUCACUGGAGAGCGUCCCGCGCCGCCGCCUCGGCCGCUUCUCCUUCGUCCUCGACAACCAAAUGCUCAGCCCCCGGCAACUCAAGUGCUUCCUCGCGUACGCCGCUGGAUGCCGAGUCGAGGACCUGCACGUCGAGGUGGGCCAUCGCUGCCAGAGCCUCGUCUUCCACCUCCCGCUGUCGAGCCCCCUCCUCACGCACCUCUCGCUCCGCGGCGUCGGUCUCCCCAACAUGUACUAACAAGGGCGCCCAGCCCUUCUAUGCUCUCGAGGUCAUCCGCCUCCACUCCGUUCGCUUCAGCCAAUCAACCUUCGGGAGACUGAUGGCACUGUGCCCCUGCCUCCACACCCUCGAUCUGCGCCGGUGCGACUGCAGAGACGUGUUGAGCGGUGCCGGAGCCUUCAUCCCGCCGGCGGGCGAGAACUUGAGGAGGAUCACUGUCGCAAUGUGCCACGCCUGGGAGACCAGGCUGGACACCCUGGCGGAAAAAAAAAUGGAGUGGACACCGGGUCCAUGGGAGCCCCCCGUGCGACCCCAUCUCCGAUUCACGCCACCUGCUCACGAACCAAAUCCAACGGUGACGGCUUCUGUGCGGGAGGGAGCCGAGCUGAGCCUUUCCUACUAUCUUGCGAGGGAGAGAGCCGAGCUUGGGAGCCGUGACCUGGGCAGGCGAGCCGUCGCCGAGGGAUGAGCACGUUGCCUGUGCCCCCUGCCCCCUGCGGGCUGCGGCCUUGCCCCCUUCGCGACCCCCCUGCGCCUCCCUACCCUGUGCUGCACGCACCAGGCAGUGCUUUAUCUCCCCGAGCAGUCCAUCGCCGCCGCUUCCGAGCAGACCACCGGAGUCUCCUCCCGGCCAAGAUUUCGGCCACCUUGCUGAUCCCCCGCCGAUGGCAAGCCCCAAAACGGAACCCCCUCCGCCUCCUCUCUAUCCCCCCCCCACUCAAUCGAGUCCCUCAUGCAAGGAAUCGACAGUAAUUUGGAGCACCAGAACCACCGUCAGCCAUGGAUGUGCGAGAUGUGGAGUUUUUGCAUCUAAGCCAUUCGGAAACAAGGUAAAUAAAUGCUAGUUUUCUGUGUCCUGCUGUUUUUGUGUAUAGCCCCCUAUAACUUUUAGCAGUCUUCAAUCCAGCCCAAACCAUGUCCUUUCGUAGGUGAGCCGAGCGAGAGAGCACGGGCGGAAGCCGAGCGGACACCUUGCGCGCUCCCGCAGGCGUCGGAUCGGGAAAGGCGACCAUCGGGCGUGGGGGCGCACGGGGGCUCCCAUCGAAUUUUUUUCCCUGUGGCGGUGCCUAGCCUCCGUUCUUUCCGCUUCAGCGGCACGUUCCGCUAUCUCUUCUGCCUUCCGAAGGACGCCGCGCUCAGCGAGCUUUACAUCUGGAUUGUGGAGCCAAUACCCACUGCGUAUGCUCACUGGUUUUAUGGAGCCCUCCCGGAUAAUCUCUCCGGCCUCACCGUGCUCACCAUCUGCGGCAAUACCCUCAGGGCAAUUCGCCGAUGUCCCCAGAUGAGCCACUUCAAGAGUUUGAGAGAGCUACAGUUGCUCAUGCUUGGAAUGGAUAUGGAUAACCUAGCUGACAUUUACCUGUUUCUCAAGUCUUGCUACUGUUCCAAUCUUGAGAGGUUAUUUGUGCAGGUUAGCAUUUUUUACUCCUUUCUGAAUCACUUC